This is a messenger RNA of Salvia miltiorrhiza (redroot sage), 783 nucleotides long. RefSeq lists its product as uncharacterized. The transcript has 7 exons. Bases 12 to 566 code for a protein of 184 amino acids. NCBI's taxonomy places the organism in Eukaryota, Viridiplantae, Streptophyta, Magnoliopsida, Lamiales, Lamiaceae. Gene Ontology annotation, biological process: protein ubiquitination. Gene Ontology annotation, molecular function: zinc ion binding; ubiquitin-protein transferase activity. Gene Ontology annotation, cellular component: membrane. The record is from RefSeq and is a predicted model, not a curated record.
CUAAAACAGAAAUGAUGAGUGAUGCUGUAUUAUUGAUAGAUGAUGACUACAGAUGUUGUAGAAUAUGCCAUGAACACGAUUUCCAAAUCUUGGAAUCGCCUUGUCAUUGUUCUGGAACACUCAAGUUUGCGCACAGAGAUUGCAUACAGAGAUGGUGUGAUGAAAAGGGCAAUACUACUUGUGAAAUUUGCUUACAGAAAUUUAAACCUGGUUACACUGCUCCAGCCAAGAAGCUGCACACAGCAGCAACCAUAAGUUUGUUUGUUGCAAUAAACGAGCCAGAAAUGGAGAGCACAGAAGAAAUUCUUGAAUCUGACUGCACCAGAUGUAUUUCAGCAGUUGAAAUUAGAUGGUUGGCUCUGGUCUUCACCAUUCUGCUUCUCGCGAAGAAUUUGCUUGAUAUAAUAAGUGGAGGAUCACAAGGCUACCCAUUUUCACUCGUUACCGUGUUUAUAGUUAGGGCCACGGGCAUAAUUGUUCCAAUCUACAUUCUAUUUCGGAUUACAGCAGCAAUCCACAACAGCAUCAAUAAUUCAGUAUCCCAACCCAUACAUAGUGAGGUCUAGCAAUGGAGACGGUCAAGACGAGGAAGGUAUAGAUGGGGAUGAUAAUGUAUAGACAAAACACGCUGUAUCUAUUCACAAGAAAAAUUGGAAAGAAAGAAAAAAGGAACGUUUUUACCUUUCUUAUAUUGAAAAUGAUAUCAGUUGGUUAGCAGUAGAUAAGGAAAAUGAAAGGCUACCAAAAAUUUAAAAAUGGGGCUUGCAAUGCAAGUUAUUUAAA